AUGGAACUUUUGAGCGUGGUAGAGAAGUUAAGUAUCAUGGAAGCUUCUUGUGAGACCUUUGCUUUGGACAAGUUCUUCAAGCUUCUAACGCAAAUCAUAAUCCUGUGCCUUUUAAUAUGUAUCAUUUCAGAUACUUCUGAGAAUUCAUCAGCGCUCUAUGUUGUAAACGUUGAAAGAAAUGGAAACAUUAUUUAUACCUGGAAGGGAAGUCAGAGAAAUACCUACAUUGGACUGUAUGAUCGUCAAACUAAACAAAAUGAGCACCUCUAUAUGUUUGAGAGAGAUCUGCACAUAAUCAGUUGCUCGGUCAACAGUGAAAGGACAUUAUUAGCUGUCAGUUUCCGACAAUAUACAGAGGAAGAAAGAGUAAGUCGACUACUGCAGUCAGUAUCCAAAUAUUUAACCUUGCUGAUUGAAAUUCAUCCUAUUAAUAAUGUGAGAGUCUUAAAGGCUGUGGAUAGUUGUGUUCGAGUACAGUUUCUUUAUCCAGAUGAAGACAGAGGUACUUCUACAGAGAGUCGUCUCUUGCUGGCUUCCGAAGAUAAAUAUAUUGAACAAUUCAACAUCCAUGUUGUUGAAGAAGAUCACAAAGUGGUGAUUCGAAACUCGGGUCAACUCGCAAGAGCCAGAGUUGCAGACGAUCUCAUUUGGGCCCAGUGGGAUAUGGUGGAGCAGAGACUCUUCUACAUUGCUCCAAAGGAAUCAAGGAAUACUUUAAAAUGUGUCCAGUUUUAUCCUGAUGAAAAUUUUAACUCAAUACUGGAAUCACACCUGGAUAUUUCUGUACAUGACAUGGAAUUAAAACUUGUGAAUUUUGGAUAUGGUUACUGUCAAGACCAGGAGGUUGUGCCUAAAUCUUUGAAUCUUCAGGUUUUUACAAGUAAUGCAGGAGGCUUGUGCGUGUGUUGCAGUCCAGUCUCUGAUACUCCUGAUGAAAUAACAUACUCCAUAUAUUUCUUACAUAAAGGUUACAACAAAACCUUCACAGUCUCUCUAGAAAGAGCAGAAACCCAUCAAUUGAAGGAAGUAGCCUUUUUGAAUCUUGAUUAUUAUGUGGCUGCUUAUUUGCCUGGUCAGUUCCUGCACCUCCUGAAUAUUCAACAUCCUGAUCUCCUGUGCUACAGUUUGUUUCUGACAGGCGAGGAUGCAAGAAUUGACCUGUUGCCCAACUGCUCCAUCCAGUCCCCGCUGGUGUCGACUGUUCUGGAUCGCGGCGCAGGGAGCCUCUACGCCGUGAGCAUCAGCAGCGGUGCCUUGCUGCGGUUCCUGCGGAGCAGCCGGCGGGACAGCGAGCGGCUGGCAGCCCUGCACUGCGCUCUGCUCUGCGCUGGGAGCACAGCAGACUUGGAAAGGCAGAUUAUUUGGUGGAUUUCUGAGAACCUGUCAACAUGCCAUAGUUUUGACCCCAUUCAAGAAUUUAUCAUUGCCUCCCUGUACUGCAGAAUGUGCCCAGAAAUGUGCAAUCUGGAUAAACUUCUGCCAUACACAUCCCUGCUUGACUGGACUGGGGUAAUCCCUGGAGUAACAUGUACGACAGACAUUAUUUCUCUUCCUAUAUUAGAGGUUCAAAACUCUAAAGGCUUCUGGGAUAAACUGAACUUAAACCUGGAAAGUGUGAAGUAUGCAGAGCCCCACCUGCAUUACCACAACAACGUCCUGCGGAGGGAAUGGCUUAACCUUUCCGAAGAGAAAGAGGAAAGAAGAACCACAGCGUAUUUGAGGAAUAUUUUUGAAAAUGCAAAAAAGGUGUUGUCUCAUCUGGACGCUUGGGACUGCGAGGAAAGGCUCCCCCCUCUCUUCCAGGAGGAGGAUUCUCAGCAGCAGUUACUGAUGGGACUGAUGGUCGCUCAGCUAAAGGAUCACCUUAUGAGGCAUCUCCAGUACGUAGGAAAAAAGAAGAUUGACCAAAUAGUUUUGGAUUACGUUGCAAAUCUGCUGAAUUUGAUCCAUCGAAUGCUGAAAGAGGUUUGGAAGAGAUACCAACUUCAUGCCUGCAUCUUCUGCUUCGAUCAGCGAGGAGGGGCCGCCGAGGUUGCCGUGUUCCACAUCAUGAGUGCUGCCAAUGGCCUGUGCCUGCCUUUACCUCCAGGUUUUCACACUCUGCACCUGGGGCUUGGUGUUCGAUGCCUCCCUCUGCACACCCUCCUGCACUACAUUGAUAACGGAGUCUUGCAGCUGACUGAAACGUGUGUCAGGAAACUGCUGGAAGAUCUGGACAACACUGAGAAGAAUGAAAGGCUUAAGUUGAGCAUUAUCACAAGGCUUCCUGAGGCUCUUGGUCAAAAAGUCCACCAGCUUUGGAAUCACCCCAUAAAUGCUAAUUUCCUGGCACGGAAAUACGUGAAACUCUUACUCGAGAAGCUGGGGAAGAGACAGCAUCCCGGUCCUGUGCCCGAGAGACCCUCGGUCCCCGUAGAGUUUUUGCCACUUAAUUACCUGACUAAUACUCUGGCAGAGAUCGAGAACCAAGGUCUGCAGCCGUGCGAGAAGCAAGAUCGAGUGAAUCUCCGAUUUGUGGAGGAGACGGCGCUGAGACACACCGUGAUGCUCCUGGGCCUCAAUUUAAAAGCUCCUGGCUUGAGGUUGGCAGUGGUGACAGCCUCCCUGGGGUUCCGUGGAGCUCUUCAGAUCUCGAUGGGCUUCACCACGGGUUUCCUGAUGUGCCGCAUGUUGGAGCCGGGCUCGCUGGGCUUGAAGGGGGCCAGGGCGCCGUAG
Messenger RNA from Tinamus guttatus (white-throated tinamou), 2715 nucleotides. The record is from RefSeq and is a predicted model, not a curated record. NCBI's taxonomy places the organism in Eukaryota, Metazoa, Chordata, Aves, Tinamiformes, Tinamidae.